Molecule: messenger RNA, 911 nt
Organism: Suillus discolor
Lineage: Eukaryota; Fungi; Basidiomycota; Agaricomycetes; Boletales; Suillaceae
Exons: 6
Coding region: 289-777 (162 amino acids)
Source: RefSeq, a predicted model, not a curated record
CGUUUGUUCGGCGACUCGCUCUCAUUUCUAAAUUCUGAUUCACCCUAGCCAAGCUGGAUCUUCUGCUUUGAAGAGAUCGCUCAUUAUUUCUCGUAUGUAUCCAUAAAAUCUAUGUAUGCUAAUUUUAUUUUCAGGUGUUCUUGAAUCUUGAUUACAAGACAACGCCGGUGGGCCACGCAGGGUACGGCACGCAGGUCGCUGCCUUCCGUGGUUACCAGUUGUACGGACGUAUAAAUGGUUUACAUGCAUUAUCUCGACAUCUUUUUAUUUUCUUAUCCCUGACACAGAAUGACCCCUCAGUUCACCCACAAACACAUCCAAGUCCAACGGCGCCAUCCUCUAGUCUUCGAUCCUUUGUUCAUCAACAACCAGCUCAUCAUGGACUAUUAUAUUUAUCAUGGUGUGCUUCCGUGCAGCAAGUGGUUCACAGUGCUCAACUUUUACCACUUCUUUGGAGAACCUAUCCAUGAUUGCAUGGAUAUACCAGGCUUCGACAGGCCGGCAUGGAUAGAAAGGGCGUUUAGUAACGCUGACACCCAUACCCGCCCAUGGGCUAACGCUGUCGUGAAGAAAUACGGCUCAGGCAUGAAAUACUGUGCUGUUGGUACACCUGCUUGUUAUUGUCUUGCCGUCGUUCCAUACCUCUUUUUAGGCUUUUGCUUUGGCGGACCGCAGGUGUUCGAUCUUGCCAAGGAAGGUAGCUUAAUUAUCUGUGGUGCGCGUGUUCUAGCAUCAUGCCAAUAUGUAUGCGUGAUAUCAUAUAGAUGCAAUCGCUGACCCUGCUAUCACCGAGGAUCUGACGGAGAUCGACGAAUGUCCUAGACACGUCGAAAGGUUGAAAACAGGCUCGUUGAGCAAAAGAAGACUUACCACUUCCAUAUUUUCAGCGACGGGUCAAGGAAGAGUGUCAG